Messenger RNA from Sipha flava (yellow sugarcane aphid), 644 nucleotides. RefSeq names its product zinc finger protein 706-like. Bases 323 to 556 code for a protein of 77 amino acids. NCBI's taxonomy places the organism in Eukaryota, Metazoa, Arthropoda, Insecta, Hemiptera, Aphididae. The record is from RefSeq and is a predicted model, not a curated record. The transcript has 3 exons.
GAUAAAUGAUAACGGUGCGACGGCAGGUUUUCAGGCAUCAGUUUCACAAAUUUUUCACGUUCACUCGUAUGAUCGUGGCCAUAUCGUAUCGGACGGCUGGCCUCUCGAUCGUAUGAUUUCCCACUAUUAGCCACUCGUUUUAUUAAACAUUGUUUCCUUCAAUAUCCGUUUUACCUCUGGUCCGUCUUAAUCCAUUGUUGAACAACAGAGGACAUUCGAACGAACGACAUACGUUUUUAACGAACACUACAAGACGUGUUCUUCUGUUCUGUUAAGGUUGUAGUGGUGGUCAUUUAAGCCUAUUCAAGUGAGUAUCUCUAAUAUGGCUCGGGGUCAGCAGAAAGUGCAGUCGCAGGCCAAAGCGGCCGAGAAACUAGCAAAGAUGAAGAAACAACAGGGACACAGUGCCAACGAACAGAAGAAAGCCGCACAGAAGGCCUUAACUCAUGCCUGCUCCAUUUGCAAAGCACAGAUGCCUGAUCCUAAAACAUAUAAACAACACUUUGAAAACAAACAUCCAAAAAAUAUUAUGCCCGAUGAACUAAAAGACAUUUGAUGAAUAUAUCAUGACCAAUAAGAUUUUAAUUGCGUGUACAAAUAUCUAAAAAAAAGUAAUAUUAAAAUUUUCUAAAUACUGGAUUUAA